UUAGAGUUGUAUCGUGGAGUUUUUGAAGCCCUUAAAGAAAAGCAAUGGAUGUCCGCUGUUUACCACUCUUUCUGCUCCUUGGACCAGCUGUCCUGGUUCGGUGUUCCAAUCACGAAACUCGCCUGGUUUCAGAUUUGUUCAGUAAAUAUAACAGGGUUGUUCGCCCAGUCAGCAACCAUCGUGAUCCUGUUAGAGUCACUGUUGGCCUGCAGCUUAUCCAGCUGAUCAAUGUGGAUGAAGUAAACCAAAUUGUAACAACCAAUGUGCGCUUGAAACAGCAAUGGAUGGAUGUAAAUUUGAAAUGGAACCCAGAAGAUUAUGGGGGUGUGAAACAAAUCCGCAUCCCAUCAGAAGAUAUCUGGCGCCCAGACUUAGUUUUAUAUAACAAUGCAGAUGGUGAUUUUGCGAUUAAUAAAUUUACCAAAAUCCUUCUGAACUAUACAGGCCACAUUACAUGGACACCUCCAGCCAUCUUUAAAAGUUACUGUGAAAUCAUAGUCACACAUUUUCCAUUUGAUGAGCAAAACUGCAGCAUGAAGUUGGGCACAUGGACCUACGAUGGCACCGUGGUUAUCAUUAACCCGGAAAGUGAUCGCCCAGACCUGAGUAGCUACAUGGGGAGUGGAGAGUGGAUCAUGAAAGACUAUCGAGGCUGGAAACAUGAGGUUACCUAUGCCUGCUGCCCUGACCUUCCAUACCUGGAUAUCACCUACCAUUUUGUGAUGUUGCGUUUGCCUCUCUACUUCAUUGUCAAUGUCAUCAUUCCUUGCCUCCUCUUCUCAUUCUUAACAGGAUUAGUGUUUUAUCUGCCUACAGAUUCAGGUGAGAAGAUGACCCUGAGCAUCUCUGUCCUGCUUUCUUUGACUGUGUUCCUCCUGGUCAUUGUGGAGCUGAUCCCCUCCACCUCCAGCGCAGUACCACUGAUCGGCAAAUACAUGUUGUUUACCAUGGUGUUUGUAAUCGCCUCCAUCAUCAUCACCGUGAUUGUGAUCAACACCCACCACCGCUCUCCAAGUACCCAUACUAUGCCGCAGUGGGUGAGGAAGAUUUUUAUUGACACAAUUCCAAACCUCAUGUUUUUCUCAACAAUGAAGCGGCCCUCCAAAAACAAGCAGGAGAAAAAGAUUUUUACUGAAGACAUCGAUAUUUCUGAAAUCUCUGGAAAACAAGGUCCGACUGCAGUGAAUUUCCAGUCAUCGCUCAUCAAAAACCCAGAUGUUAAAAGUGCUAUCGAGGGCAUCAAAUACAUCGCUGAAACAAUGAAGUCAGAUCAAGAGUCCAACAAUGCUGCAGAAGAAUGGAAGUUUGUUGCCAUGGUGGUUGACCACCUUCUCCUUGGCAUCUUUAUGUUAGUUUGCAUCAUUGGAACGCUGGGUGUUUUUGCAGGUCGCCUCAUUGAAUUACACCAGCAAGGCUGAAAACAGGAAGCCCUGAGAGAUGGCUUGGAUCCUCAAGCAAAUGAACUUCGGAAACUUUACAGAAGGAAAGUUUCUCACUUCUCCUUCCUUUUGCAAAAAUCUUUCAAGAUCUUCAGAGCCAGGAGGACAAGCCACAGACCUUUCUUCAAUGAAAGCCUUACAUUUACUUAUAGCAUGAACUAGCUUAAACUGGUGUCCUUAUAUUUUAAUGUUGCCAUUCUGUAUCCUUUCCUUUAAUAUUUCAUAAGAAAUAACUCUGAACAUCACAUUUAAAAUAUUGUUUGAUUCAUUGCUAUUGAUACAGGAAUUCACACAUUGAAUAUUGAAGAACAUAAUUUCAGCAUCACCUCUGCAGCUUGCUGAAAAGAAAUUGGAAUAUUUAUUGUUGUUAAAUCACUAAAUGGAUGUGCCAAAGAGAA
This is a messenger RNA of Anolis sagrei ordinatus, 1837 nucleotides long. It is a transcript of the gene CHRNA1, whose product is annotated as cholinergic receptor nicotinic alpha 1 subunit. The record is from RefSeq and is a predicted model, not a curated record. Gene Ontology annotation, biological process: nervous system process; signal transduction; monoatomic ion transmembrane transport. Gene Ontology annotation, molecular function: transmembrane signaling receptor activity; acetylcholine-gated monoatomic cation-selective channel activity. NCBI's taxonomy places the organism in Eukaryota, Metazoa, Chordata, Lepidosauria, Squamata, Anolidae. Gene Ontology annotation, cellular component: synapse; neuron projection; plasma membrane.